AUGGAUGCAUCAAAAUCUAACGAUACAACACAGUCAAAGCAAUUAUCUUUUGUUUUAAAUGAUGUAACUGUACGACAACGUACUGAUAUUGAAGGAAUACAAAAUAUUCUUUUGGUUUGGUUAGAUAAUAACAUUGACAAUAACAAUACUGAUUGCUGUAAUACAGUAGAACAAUUGAAACGUAUUGUUCCAAACAUCAAUGCAUUUACUGAUGAUAAUAAAUGUAUUCAAUUCAUUCAAACGAAUACUGACAGAAAGAUUUAUAUAAUUAUAUCGGAUACAUUUGGAAAACAAGUUGUACCUCGUAUACACGAUAUAUCUCAAGUAGAUGCGAUUUUUAUUUUUGGUAAAAAUAAAGAAUCGUAUGAAAAAUGGGUAAAAAUAAAGGGUGUCUUCACAGAACUACCAUCUCUAUGUGAAGCACUUGAACAAACAGUUGAUCAAUAUGAACAGAAUAUGAUACCAAUUAGUUUUAUUGCUAAAAAUAUUGCUGAUCAAUCAAAUAAUACAAUUUUUAAUCUACUAGAUUCAUCGUUUAUAUUCAUUCGAAUAAUUAAAGAAAUAUUAUUAACGAUCGAUUUUGGAGAAAUACAUCUUGAAGAAUUUAUUUUUUAUUGUCGUGAUGUAUUUGCUGAUGACGAUGAUGAAUUAGACAAUGUCGAUCAAUUAAAUAGUGAAUAUUAUAGUAAAAAACCAAUAUGGUGGUAUACACAAAAAUCUUUUUUAUAUCAUAUGCUUAAUCGUGCAAUACGAUCGUUAGAUAUAGGUGUCAUUGUUCGCAUGGGAUUCUUCAUCGAUGAUCUUCAUCGUAAUAUUCAACGGUUACAUUCCGAACAAAUAGAUGAUGAUGAUUUUAAUAAAUCGUUUACUGUUUAUCGUGGACAAAGUUUAUCGAAGAGAGAUUUCGAGCGAAUGAAGAAUAUCAAAGAUGGUUUUAUUUCAUUUAAUAACUUUCUACUGACUACUAAGAAUCGUAAUAUUUCAUUGGAUACUGCACAACAAGCUACAAUAAAUCCAGAUGUAGUUGGAAUUGUCUUCAUCGUGAAUGUUGAUGCUGCUCAAUCAACUACACCAUUCGCAUCGAUUACUGAUGUGAGUUAUUUUCAUAUUGAAGAUGAAGUUCUAUUCUCGAUACAAACUAUCUUUCACAUUGACAAUAUAAAACCAAUAGAUACAAACAAGCAUCUCUAUGAAGUAACAUUAACACUUACGAGUGAUGAUGAAAAAGAACUUCGUAAACUGACUGAUCGUAUUCAAAAAGAAACCUUGUCAGAUCAGCAAGGAUGGGUUAGACUCGGCCAGGUUUUACUUACAAUGAAUCAAAUUGAGAAGGCACAAGAUGUAUAUGAAAUUUUACUCGAUCAAACAAAUCAUGAGACUGAAAAAGCACCAAUAUAUUAUCAACUUGGUUGGAUAAAAAAUCAUCAAAAAGAAUAUCAAGACGCAUUAACAUUCUACGAAAAAUCGCUUUCUAUCAAUCAAGAUAUAUAUGCUCCUGAUAAUAUUAAUUUUGCUACUCUUUAUAGAAAUAUCAGUGCGUUACAUUACAUUAUGGGUAAUUAUCCGAAAGCGCUUUAUUUUAGUGAAAAAGCACUUGAAAUUAAACAAAAAUCACUUUCUCGCGAUGAUUUGGAAUUGGGUAAUGCAUAUCACGACGUUGGUAUAGCGCAUAAUGGUGUGCUUGAUUAUCCAGAAGCACUUUCAUCUCAUGAAGAAGCUCUUCGAAUUCGACAACAAGCUCUUCCUUCAAAUCAUCCAGAUUUAAUUGCUUCUUACAAUAAUAUUGGUAUGGUGAAUUUUAACAUGGGAAACUAUUCGAAAGCAUUAGCAACUUUCGAAAAAGCCUUUAAAAUUCAACAACAAUCACUUUCUCCUAAUCAUCCUGAUCUAACUGCAUACUACAACAAUAUCGGCAUGGUGUAUAAUAACAUGAGUGAUUAUUCAAAAGCACUCUCAUCUUAUGAAAAAGCUCUUGAGAUUCAAAAACAAACACUUCCUCCCAAUCACCCUAGUCUGGCUGUUACGUACAAUAACAUCGGUACGGUAUAUUUACAAUUGGGUGAUUAUCCGAAAGCACUUUCAUCUUACGAAAAAACUUUACAAAUUCGACAACAAAAUCUUCCUCCGAAUCAUCCUGAACUGGGUGAUGCUCACCAUAAUAUUGGUAUCGUGCAUAAUAGCAUGAACAAUUAUCCAAAAGCAAUUUCAUCUUAUGAAAAAUCAAUUGAAAUUAAGCAACAAUCACUUCCAUCUAAGGAUCCUAGUUUAGGUACUUCCUAUAACAAUAUUGGUAUCGUAUACAUAAGUAUGGCUGAUUUUCCCAAAGCACUUCAAUCUCACGAAAACGCUCUACAAAUUCGACAACAAUCGCUUCCUCCUAGUCAUCCUGAUUUGGCUAUGUCUUUUGGAUAUAUUGGUAAAGUAUACAACAGCAUGGGUGAACAUUCAAAAGCACUUUCAUAUUGUCAACGUGCUAUAGAUAUUUCACAACAAACAUUACCUCCAGAUCAUCCACAUUUUCAAUGGUAUAGAAAUAUUCUUCAGGACAUACAAAAGAAUCUAUGA
This is a messenger RNA of Adineta steineri, 2565 nucleotides long. NCBI's taxonomy places the organism in Eukaryota, Metazoa, Rotifera, Eurotatoria, Adinetida, Adinetidae. The record is from the annotation of a GenBank genome assembly.